Molecule: messenger RNA, 3384 nt
Organism: Limanda limanda (common dab)
Lineage: Eukaryota; Metazoa; Chordata; Actinopteri; Pleuronectiformes; Pleuronectidae
Product: serine/threonine-protein kinase Nek5-like
Exons: 22
Biological process (GO): protein phosphorylation
Molecular function (GO): protein kinase activity; ATP binding
Source: RefSeq, a predicted model, not a curated record
AUGAACAACUAUGAGGUUGUGCGUCAGAUCGGAGAGGGUGCGUUUGGAAAAGCCUUCCUGGUGCGAGAGAGGGGAGGAGCCAGACAGUGUGUGGUCAAACAGAUCGACCUCCGGAAGAUGUCACCCAGGGAGAAGGAAGCGUCCAAGAAGGAGGGGACGCUGCUGUCGGAGAUGAGACACCCCAACAUCGUCUCCUUCUCUGCGUCCUUUCAAGAGAGAGGAAGUCUGUACAUUGUUAUGGAGUACUGUGACGGAGGAGAUCUGAUGAAGAAGAUCAACAUGCAGAGAGGAGUCAGCUUCUCUGAGGAGCAGAUCAUCAGCUGGUUCACUCAGAUCUGUUUGGGCCUCAAACACAUUCACGACAGGAAGAUUCUCCACAGAGACGUGAAGACUCAGAACAUCUUUCUGUCCAACGGAGGGAUGAAAGCCAAGCUGGGCGACUUCGGAAUCGCAAGAAUGUUGAAUAACACCAUGGAGCUCGCCAGGACGUGUGUGGGGACGCCGUCCUACAUCUCACCAGAGAUCUGCGAGAGUCGGCCGUACAACAACAAGACGGAUAUCUGGUCUCUGGGCUGUGUCCUGUAUGAACUCUGCACCCUGAGGCAUCCAUUCGAGGGCAGCAGCUUGCGGCAGCUGGUCAGUAAGAUCUGCAGGGGGCGCUACAACCCGGUGCCCGGCCGCUACUCCUACGACCUCCGCCUGCUGGUCACGCAACUCUUCAAGGUGAACCCCAGAGACCGCCCCUCGGUCAGCUCGGUCCUCGAGCGUCCGUUCCUGGAGAAGCACAUCAGCAAACAUCUGGAUCCACAGGUGAUGCAGCAGGAGUUCAGGCCCUUGAUGCUCCAUCAGAACAGAGCAGCAUCACGAGCAGCCAGGACCAGAGCAGCAGAGAGGGUCCAGAGGCGGAGAGGAGCCGAGAGGCCGGGGGGCCGGGGCCCGGGGGGGCCGCUCGCCAGGCCGGACUGGAGGGUCCCACUCAGAGCCGAGACACCCGCCCACCACAGACCUAUUCAUCAAAGAGCAGAACAACCAGAGAGAAACGUCCCAGAGCAGAGGUGAGAGAGAUGCAGGUUCAAGCAGCCGGUCGGUCACUACCAGCUGUACCACGCUCAGCUGGACGUCCUCCAGAGGAGGAGCCAGGAGGAGGAGGUCCUUCCUCCUGAGAGGGAGGGGCCAUGUGAAGACCACGCCCCUCGUCCUGCGGAGCCGUAUCAGCUUGUGGCAGCUGCUCGUCAUGAAUACCUGCAGAGGAGACUGGAAGCAAACCAGUACAAGCUGAGAGCAGAGAAGCAGCUGGGUCUGCGUCCGUGCACAGCCGAGCACAGCAGGAGGCCUGGAGGUCAGGGGGGGGGCGUGGGACGACCCGAGCAGCAACACACACCUGAGGACAGACGACACACACCUGAGGACAGACGACAGGAAGGACAACAGGAGUACCUGCGUCAGUUGGAUGUCAUCAGGCAGCAGUAUCACCAGGAGAUGAAACAGAUGAGGAGAAGAGCUGAAGCUGAGUCUCAUUCACAGCAGAAGCACAGAACCUUCGUGGUGGAGAAACCCAGAGAAGCUGGAGCAGCUGGAGCAGAGCAGCAGGAAGCUCCUCCUCCUCAGGACAUGGAAGCAGCUCUGAGACGAGUGAGACACGAGACCACGGCUCUGCAGGGACGUCCCAGAGACAAGAAGGGAAUCAUGUUCGAGAUCCCGUUAGAGGACGAGGAGGAAGAGGGCGUCGACCCACUGAACCAGACCCUGGGCUUCCAGGCGGGGGAGGAGUUGAAGCUCAAGGAUUGGUUGGAGAAAAGAAGGGGGUGGAGCUUGAGGACGCCUCGGACUCUGCUGGACGCACUCGCCAACAUGGACGUCCACUACGAUCCUGUCACUGAGACUAAAGAAGGUGAGGAGUCGGGGGGGCACAGGCGGUGGGGUGACGCCCCGCCCACCACGCUGCUGAACGCUCUCGCUCAGGCUGAACUUGCUUCGUCGACUCUGGACUCAGAAGAGGAGGAAGAGAAGCAGGAAGAGAAGCAGGAGGAGGAGGAAGAGGAAGAGGAGGAGGAAGAGGAAGAGGAAGAGGAAGAGGAAGAGGACUCUGAUGUGGAGAUGGAUGAAGAGCGACUGGAGCCGAGGUCAGACGACGACGACACGAACUUCGAGGAGUCGGAGGACGAGCUGAGAGAAGCGGUGGCCGACUCCAUGAGGAACCUGUUCGUCCCGGAGGACGGGAGCUCGGGGGGGACAGACAGCUCAGAGGCAGUGGGGGGGGACGAUGGGGAGGAGGACAGUGAAGACGGGUCUGCAGCAGACCCUCAACAGGUGGUUUUGUCUGAGGCCAGAGAACCUUCUGGUCCGGAACGUUCAGACGAGUCCAGGAGAACGAUCACACGUCUGUGAAUCCACAGCAUCAGAGCACGGACUCAUCAUGAAGGUGUGAGAGAGGAUCUCACACCUGGUGAACAUCUGGUGAACACCUGGUGAACACCUGGUGAACAUCUGGUGAACAUCAGCGCUCAGAUGCUUCCUGCUGAGGACAUCAUCUCUAAACACCUCAAGAAUACUUAACUUCCAGUGAAAUGUUUCCUGAAGCAGCUGCUCAUCCAUCAAGCUGACAGGUGGACAUCUGUUGGAGUGUGAGGUGUAUAGGUGGCAGCAGGACAGUGUGUGUGUGUGCGUGUGUGUGUGUUGUCAUGUGAUGAAGGAAUGUUUUUACAGUGUAAAGGCUCAUUUAUUAGUUUUGAUCAGAAACGUUCACGGAAACAGACGCAGUCUUCUGUCCGUCCUCCACGUCUCCUCACCGACACAGAUGAACAGGAGCAGUACCACCCAGAUCCUGAGGGGGCAGUGUUGCAGAGAGUUUAAACCAUAAGAUACAAAGACAUUUUAACGAUGAGGAAAUCCUUUGAGGAUUGAUAAGUUUAAGUGUUUGGUGUUGAUGAUGCUUCAUGCUCUGAAAUGGACGCAUCACUUCACAGUUUCUCAUCGAUGUGUUUGGAAUAUGUUGGAAUAUAUUUUAAAUAUGACGAGUCGCAGUAAAUGUAAAAUUAUUGAUUCUCAGAGUGUUCAAACUCUAACUUUGCCUUAAGUCAAAUGACUCUGCAGCUAACAAGUUCACCUGGGUUAUAGUUGUGUAUCUAUUACAGUAUUUUUGUACGAUUUCUUUUUCUCAGUGAAACGAGAACAUCAGUAGUAACGGCUCCUACAAAAUAAAGCUUCUUAUAAUUAACACAAAAUAAUCAGUUUCUCCAAACAACAGACGACGUCAACAUCGAUCUCCUCCACAAUAAAGCUGCUACUGAUUAUAAUGUUAAAUUAUUUAAUCAAUAAUUAAUCCGUUAUUUUCUUGAUGAAUUGUUACUAAUGCAGCAAUGAUGUCAAUACAAUAAUUCUAAU